GCAAUGGUUUGAAUUUUCUGGGACGGCGAUUUUCCUCCUAACCAUGAUCAUCUUUCCCUACCCAUUCCUAAAGAUCAAUGAAACCGAUCACAUUAUUGAGACCAAAUUAUAUGUCCUGUCGCGAGAAGCGUUGCCUCUGUUUUCUGCACCGCAGGGGUCGGAAGUGAAGCUACUGUUGGAUAUGCUGCUUCUUUCACAGCAGAAGCUGAAACUGCAAUUAAAAGCCGGUGGAUCGUUUAAUUUAACAUGGUCAUUGAUGACGAAGACGUUCGCCUUGAUUGCUUCAAUUACUGUGAUCGCCAACGAACUCAUCUCCAAAGAUGACAGUAUUCAGCAAAGGCUGCAGAACUCCAGCUCCUCAUUUCAAUGAAUGAAAACGUGUCCCAUGUCCUGGCACAGGACGAACAAAGAUGACUGUUUCAUCACAUUUCAUUUGCAACGGAACUACGUUAGCAAUAUAAUUGGUUUGUCUUUUUGUUAAUUCUCUGCUUCUUCGACUCUUCAGGACUUGUAAAUGGCUGUGUAAAGCCGUAUUUAGGAAAGUUCCUGUUUCUGUGUCCCUUAGCAAAAUCCCACAUUUGUAAGUAGUGUGCACCAGCAAUUUCAAGGCAAG
Messenger RNA from Paramacrobiotus metropolitanus, 613 nucleotides. RefSeq lists its product as uncharacterized. The transcript has 4 exons. The coding region runs from base 44 to 370 and encodes 108 amino acids. The record is from RefSeq and is a predicted model, not a curated record. NCBI's taxonomy places the organism in Eukaryota, Metazoa, Tardigrada, Eutardigrada, Parachela, Macrobiotidae.